This is a messenger RNA of Diaporthe batatas, 1143 nucleotides long. RefSeq names its product tRNA N6-adenosine threonylcarbamoyltransferase. The record is from RefSeq and is a predicted model, not a curated record. Bases 1 to 1143 code for a protein of 380 amino acids. NCBI's taxonomy places the organism in Eukaryota, Fungi, Ascomycota, Sordariomycetes, Diaporthales, Diaporthaceae. Gene Ontology annotation, biological process: tRNA threonylcarbamoyladenosine modification. The transcript has a single exon. Gene Ontology annotation, cellular component: cytoplasm; EKC/KEOPS complex.
AUGACUCCCGCGGCCCCAGCCCCCGCGGCACCCACCAAGCGCACCCGCCUCCUAGCCCUAGGGUGCGAAGGCAGCGCCAACAAGCUAGGCGUGGGCGUGAUAAGCCACGCCCUCCCGCUCCCGCCCAUCCCAAGCACGACGCAGCCGACAGCAACAGUCCUCUCCAACAUCCGGCACACGUACAACGCGCCGCCGGGGGCGGGCUUCCUCCCCAAGGACACGGCGGCGCACCACCGCGCGCAGUUCUGCACCGUAACCCUCGAGGCCCUGCGCGCCGCGGGCGUCACCAGCCCCAGGGACGAGAUCGACUGCGUGACCUUCACGGGCGGGCCGGGGAUGGGCGCGCCGCUGACGAGCGUCGCGGUCGGGGCGCGCACCCUCGCGCUGCUCUGGGGCAAGGAGGACGCCAUGGUCGCCGUGAACCACUGCGUGGGCCACAUCGAGAUGGGCCGCAGCAUCACGGGCGCCGCGGACCCGGUGGUGCUGUACGUGAGCGGGGGCAACACGCAGGUCAUCGCGUACGCGGAGCAGCGGUACCGCAUCUUCGGCGAGGCGCUCGACAUCGCCGUCGGCAACUGCCUCGACCGGUUCGCGCGCACCAUCAUGAUCCCCAACGACCCGGCGCCGGGGUACAACAUCGAGCAGCUCGCCAAGAAGGCGAGCGGGGACGUGCUGCACGACCUGCCGUACGCCGUCAAGGGCAUGGACUGCUCCUUCAGCGGGAUCCUGGCGCGCGUGGACGACCUCGCCGCGCAGAUGGCCGCGGGGAAAAAGGUCACCACCGCCGAGGGGCGGCUCGUCGACAUCACCAAGGAGGACCUGUGCUUCAGCCUGCAGGAGACCGUCUUCUCAAUGCUCGUCGAGAUCACGGAGCGCGCCAUGGCCCACGUCGGGAGCCAGCAGGUCCUGAUCGUCGGCGGCGUCGGGUCCAACGUCCGGCUGCAGGAGAUGAUGGGCGCCAUGGCGCGCGACCGGGGCGGCAGCGUCUACGCGACCGACGAGAGGUUCUGCAUCGACAACGGCAUCAUGAUCGCCCAUGCCGGCCUGCUGGCCUACGAGAGCGGCUUCCGCACCCCUCUCAAGGACACCACCGUCACCCAGCGCUUCCGGACGGACGAGGUACAUGUCAAGUGGAGGGUCUGA